Messenger RNA from Trifolium pratense (red clover), 852 nucleotides. RefSeq lists its product as uncharacterized. The coding region runs from base 136 to 579 and encodes 147 amino acids. NCBI's taxonomy places the organism in Eukaryota, Viridiplantae, Streptophyta, Magnoliopsida, Fabales, Fabaceae. The transcript has 2 exons. The record is from RefSeq and is a predicted model, not a curated record.
GGUGACUCAGCUAGUGUCGGUGGAAAAAAUCAAAACUUGUUAGAGUGAGAGUGUAGAAAACAAACACCCCAUAAACCCAAAAUCAGUGUGUUUCAAGAAAGUUCUGUUUUUUGGGUGUUUUCUUCAGUUUCAAUCAUGGAAGGGAUGAAGCAGAAGAUGAUGGUGGUGGAUUUGAUGGUGUUGUUGAUGAUGUUAUUUGCUUUGGGUGCAAGUGCUUGGACUGGUGAAAUUCAUGGAAGAGUUGUUUGUGAUGUUUGUGGUGAUUCUUCUCUUGGACCUGAAGAUCAUGUUCUUGAAGGUGCUGAAGUUGCUGUUCUAUGCAUCACCAAGUCCGGCGAAGUUCUAAACUAUCAAGCAUUUACAGAUGCUAAGGGGAUAUACACAGUAGCCGAGACAAUGCCCGAGACUGAUCGUUGGGAUGCAUGUCUUGCUCGACCAAUCAGUAGUUUCCAUGAUCACUGCACAACUCUUGGUGGUGGUAGCGCAGGGGUGAAAUUCAGUUACAAUCAUCCAUCAGGGUAUUCACAUGCUGUCAGAACCUUUGUUUACAAACCUGUCAAUGUUCCAACUUACUGCUGAUAUAUACUACUACUUCCUUUUAUUGUUCUGAAUCUGUUAGUGAAUUUGUUCUUGGUUGAACUAUAAUGAAAACAAAUAAGUAGUAUGUGCAUUUGUUGCUAUGUAUUUAUAUAGAAAGCUUAGUCAAAGUAGAGCAUGAAAGUUAUUUAAAUAAUUGUAUAUGGUAAUUUUAUAUUGAGUGAUGGAAAAUCAUUUGUAAAUGGCAUUGUCAUGGAGAGUAACAGAAAUGAGGUGGAUUAACCAUGACUAUAUGAACAUACAAAUUAAUGACAA